Suillus discolor is the source of this 637-nucleotide messenger RNA. RefSeq lists its product as uncharacterized. The transcript has 6 exons. The coding region runs from base 23 to 637 and encodes 204 amino acids. The record is from RefSeq and is a predicted model, not a curated record. Lineage: Eukaryota; Fungi; Basidiomycota; Agaricomycetes; Boletales; Suillaceae.
AGCCCUCGAAGCACACAAAUACAUGACGGACGCCAUCGACGACUUUGCGAAGGCCAGCUGUCUCGAUUGGUCCAACGGGUUCAAGGAGAAAUGCAGCACGCUCGCUGCGGACAACGACCGCAUUCUUGGUGCAGAGAUCCCUGGGCAAGAGCAAGAUGGCUAUGAUGCAGAUCCCAAUUUCUUCUAUGGAACACAUCAACAUUCUCAUAUUUCCAGGCCAAGACUUCAACAACGCCCUGGGCGCUUCAAAAGAGUCAGGCUCGCUAUGACGAGGAGGCCUCAACAAGCUCCUGCUCCUGCUCCACCCACCACCUCACCGCCAGUCGCUGUCAAAACUCAUUUACGACACCUAUUCUCCCGGUCACCCCAUCGUGCAACGCCGCCUGUUGUCGAGGUUCCUUUUGCCCAGGGUCGACAACGUAAUACUGCAGCGGGCGCUCCUGGGAGUGAGCACUCCUUGAUACGCGAUGAAGACCCUCUUUCACCGGACCCCAAUGCGCAACAGCACCGACAACAACAACAGCAACAACACCAGCAAGCAGUAGCAGUCCAUAUAGACCCUGGGGAACAUGGAGGCGGAAAAUUAUUUGGAGAGUUUUUCCUCCGUAACGAUAAUGAACCUCCCAUCCAUCUGUAA